UAUGCCGAUUGAUGAUGGCAAUGUACCUGUCAAGUAAUACAAUUAUUUAGUGAAUAUUUUGUGUGAUAUUUCUGUGCUUUCUCAAAUUAUUCUUACAAAAUGUACAUUGCGCCUCUUUUAUUUGCAUUACUAGUCACAUUAAUUAGUGGUAUAUAUUCAAAAAAUGUAGAACUUACAUUUGAAUUACCCGACAGUGCUGUUGAAUGUUUUUAUCAAGAAAUUGAACAAAAUACCUCUGCCACUCUAGAAUUCCAGGUGAUAACAGGAGGCCAGUAUGACGUAGAUGUAAAAAUAGAAGGUCCAAAUAAACAAAUUUUGUAUCAGCAAAACAAAAUGCAAUAUGAUUCUCAUCAAUUUACAGCACAACAAACAGGAGUGUAUAAAGUCUGCUUCAGUAAUGAAUUUAGUACUUUUUCACAUAAACUUGUUUACAUGGAUUUCAAUGUCGGUCCUGAGAAAGCACUGCCAGGAGUUGGUGAACAUGCCACUGUUUUGACUCAGCUGGAAACCUCAGCGGGAGAAAUUCACUCGGCUCUUAAUAGGAUUAUUGACCACCAAACACAUCACAGGCUUAGAGAGGCUCAAGGUCGUAAGAGAGCAGAAGAUCUCAAUGAAAGAGUAUUUUGGUGGUCUUUGGGAGAAACUUUUGCAAUUAUCUGUGUAACAUUCACUCAAGUUAUGGUCUUGAAGAACUUCUUCAGUGAUCGACCAAGUUUAUACACUGUAAAAAAUAAUUAUUAAAAUUAAAUAGUAUAUUUAUUAAUAUAUUUCAUGAGUUGA
Molecule: messenger RNA, 780 nt
Organism: Melitaea cinxia (Glanville fritillary)
Lineage: Eukaryota; Metazoa; Arthropoda; Insecta; Lepidoptera; Nymphalidae
Gene: p24-1
Product: transmembrane emp24 domain-containing protein 7
Exons: 4
Coding region: 100-741 (213 amino acids)
Biological process (GO): endoplasmic reticulum to Golgi vesicle-mediated transport; Golgi organization; intracellular protein transport
Cellular component (GO): Golgi apparatus; endoplasmic reticulum-Golgi intermediate compartment; COPII-coated ER to Golgi transport vesicle
Source: RefSeq, a predicted model, not a curated record